CUAUAAGGCGUCUCUGCGCAUGCGUGAAAGCCUCUUUUACCGUGGGCAUAAUGGCGGGUGAAACAGAGAAGAAGGAGAAGAAAGAGGCUAAGGAGACGAAGCCGAAGAAGGAGGUGAAGGAGAAGGAGUUGAAGGAGAAGAAAGAGAUUAAGGAUAAGAAACAGAAGAAAGUUCCGUCAGUCCCCGAAGGCCUCUUGAAGAAGAGGAAGCACUAUGCUGCUGUCAAGGCGGCUCGUGCCAAGGCUCUGCGGGUCGAGAAGAAGAAUCGCGUCGUCACCCGCAACCUGAUUUACGCCAGAGCGCAGUUUUACCACAAAGAGUACCGGCAGAUGUACAGGCGUGAGAUCCGUAUGAACCGUAUGGCUCGCAAAGCCGGAAACUUCUACGUCCCCGCCGAGGCCAAGCUGGCAUUCGUUAUCCGUAUCCGAGGUAUCAACGGCGUGAGCCCUAAAGUGCGUAAGGUUCUGCAGCUGCUGCGUCUGCGGCAGAUCUUCAACGGCGUCUUCGUCAAACUCAACAAAGCCUCCAUCAACAUGCUGCGGAUCGCCGAGCCGUACAUCGCCUGGGGUUACCCCAACCUGAAGUCUGUGCGUGAGCUCAUCUACAAGCGUGGAUAUGGCAAGAUCAGAAAGCAGCGCAUCCCUCUGACUGAUAACGCCCUCAUUGAGAAGAGCCUGGGCAAAACAGGAAUCAUCUGCAUGGAGGAUCUGAUCCAUGAGAUCUACACCGUGGGCAGGAACUUCAAAGCCGCCAACAACUUCCUGUGGCCUUUCAAGCUCUCAUCUCCUCGUGGUGGUAUGAACAAGAAGACCACUCACUUCGUGGAGGGAGGAGAUGCCGGAAACCGAGAGGACCAGAUCAACAGACUCGUCAGGAGGAUGAACUGAAGAUGGACCAAGUGCACUGGAACAUCUUUUGGUUUAUGGAAAAUAAAACUUUAAUACACAAA
This is a messenger RNA of Silurus meridionalis, 949 nucleotides long. RefSeq names its product ribosomal protein L7 (gene rpl7). Bases 51 to 887 code for a protein of 278 amino acids. The record is from RefSeq and is a predicted model, not a curated record. Gene Ontology annotation, molecular function: structural constituent of ribosome; RNA binding. Gene Ontology annotation, biological process: maturation of LSU-rRNA from tricistronic rRNA transcript (SSU-rRNA, 5.8S rRNA, LSU-rRNA). Gene Ontology annotation, cellular component: cytosolic large ribosomal subunit. The transcript is spliced from 7 exons. Lineage: Eukaryota; Metazoa; Chordata; Actinopteri; Siluriformes; Siluridae.